Molecule: messenger RNA, 665 nt
Organism: Pisolithus orientalis
Lineage: Eukaryota; Fungi; Basidiomycota; Agaricomycetes; Boletales; Pisolithaceae
Product: eukaryotic translation initiation factor 1A
Exons: 5
Coding region: 158-589 (143 amino acids)
Biological process (GO): translational initiation
Cellular component (GO): cytoplasm
Molecular function (GO): translation initiation factor activity; RNA binding
Source: RefSeq, a predicted model, not a curated record
CUUCGCCUACGCCGCACUGAUCAGCCUGUGCCAAGGCUUGUGACUUGUCCUCCACGCCCGGAUCCCCAACUCCAAGCUCCUAGAACGGUCUUCGCUCGUUCAGAACUUUUCAAAGUCUUAGGAAAGGAAGGAAAACUUCAAUCGUCGUUGAUUAGAAAUGCCAAAGAAUAAGGGAAAGGGUGGCAAAAACCGGAGGCGUGGAAAGAACGAGAACGACGAUGACAAGCGCGAACUGAUCUUCCGAGAAGAUGGGCAAGAGUAUGGCCAGGUCACCAAAAUGUUGGGAAAUGGUCGUUUGGAGGCUCAAUGUUUCGACGGUGAAAAGAGAUUAGCGCAUAUUCGGGGCAAGAUGCGCAAGAAGGUUUGGAUAAACCAAGGAGAUAUCGUUCUAUUAUCGCUCCGCGAUUUCCAAGAUAACAAAGCAGACGUCAUCGUCAAAUACACGGCCGACGAGGCUAGGAAUUUGAAGGCAUAUGGGGAAUUACCUGAAAACGCUAAAAUUAAUGAGACUGACACCUUCCCCGAAGAGGAUGGUGAAUGCACAUUCGAGUUCGGUGACGAAGGAGACAUCGACAUCGACGACAUUUAGAGCUGUCCAUGUAUCUUUUAUGAUCAAUUUGUGCCUGCCAUAGUACGAAUGUUAUGAUACGGCGUUGCCUAUUGGA